CCAAAAACUCUUUGGGUAUCGUUUUAAUUUUAUUGGAAGAUUAUCGAGAAAAACCACUGUGGAUGAACUACAGCUCCCAUUGGUCAAUUUCUUGCUCUGACUUCAUAAGUCACCACUGUUAUGAAAGUCAUAUUACACAGUCCCUGGCUGGGCUGUGACUGGUCCAUUUCUUGCUCUGCUCUCACAAGGCGCCAUUAUGUGAGGUGAACCCCCAAAAAGUAUAUAUAGCUGCUACGGGGGCCUAGAUUUUUGUCCGCCUUACCCAGAGAGCACUCUUUUGUGAUCUGUGUAACUAGGACCCAUCUAACCAGCCUUUGCGCUCAUUGGUGUUGCUUGUGCUUUUUCUUGGUUGUUUGUUUCUGGGUCUAUUUGGUUUUUGCUUUUUUCCAUUUUGUUUAGUUUGUUGUUUUCCUCCUCGUUGUUGUUUUGCCCAUUUGGUCUUUUUUUGCAGUUUUCUUUAUUUUUGCUUCCCCCACUCUAGUCAGCUAGCACACUCAGAAGUAUCAGCGUUCGAGGAUUUAGUGGCUUUUCCUCUUUGUUUUUUCUGCAUUAUUGAGAUAGGCUUGCGGCAUCGCCGCUAGAGUAGUGAGAGUAGCUGGUGCUGUGUCUUAGUCAGCUGGGUAGUCAGUCCCCCGUGGUCCCUUUGUGUUGUAGGCAGUGCAGUGAGGAUCGGUGAUUAGCUAGUGUGUCGAGUGAUUUAGGGAGUCGAGAGAGCGUAGUUAGGUGACCGGCAUCAUGGAAGACCCCUUGGACUUCCAUCCUCCUCUGGAUGGGAUCCGUUUUGUGGACGUAAUCGGCCGGGGCGGCUUUGGCCUGGUGAAGCUGGCCCGGCACCUGGCGUCGGGCAAGUACGUGGCAGUGAAGAUCCUCCUGCGAGACUGCUCUCCCAGCAGCCCGCUGUCCGCGCAGGGGGAGGCAGCCAUCCUGAGGAGCCUGCGGCACGACAACAUCGUGCGGCUGCUGGAGGAGCGGCACACGAGGACGCACCGGUUCCUGGUCAUGGAGCUGGCGACCAAGGGCUCGCUCCAGAGCUACGUGUUUGAGCAGGGCGGCCUGGCCGAGGCCGAGGCCAGGACCCUGUUCGGCCAGGCGCUGGCCGCCGUGAGCUACUGCCAUGCCCAGCGCGUGGUGCACCGGGACCUCAAGCUGGGCAACCUGCUGCUGGACGAGCACAUGACCAUCAAGCUGGCGGACUUCGGCCUGAGCCUGCGGCUGGAGCAGGGCACACUGGCCAGCCACAGCAGGAGAGGAGCCCUGCUCCCAGCACCACCCCCAACUCCUCCCAGGCCUCCAGCCAGCCACAGCAGGAGAGGAGCCCUGCUCCCAGCGCCGCCCCCAACUCCUCCCAGGCCUCCAGUGAGUCUUACCCUCCCCCCUGCCUCGGGGCCUCCAGGAGCUGAGCCCAAGGCCCCCAAGGUGACCCCACACUUGACUCUCUCCUACCAGGCCAGCCACAGCAAGAGUGGAGCCCUGUUCCCAGCGCCGCCCCUGAGCCAGCCUCCGAAGCGUCGCCCUCCAGCCCCAGUGCCGGGAGCCACGUGGACCUUGCAGAGCCAGAAGCCGCCGCCGCCGCAUCCUGUGAGCCCAAGGAUGCUGACACCACAGACACCAAGGCCAGCGCCCAGGGCAAGAGGCAGGGCCGUCGCGGGGUCGGCAGGAGGAUCCUCCGGUUCCUGCUGAGGGCGUGCUGCAUCCUGCCAUCCCAAGUGAGCAGCCCUGGCAGCUGCUGCAGAGUGGUCCCCAAGUAGCCUCGCCCCGCCCCCGUCUCCAGGAGCUAUCCGCUGAGCUGAC
This is a messenger RNA of Oryctolagus cuniculus (rabbit), 1791 nucleotides long. The record is from RefSeq and is a predicted model, not a curated record. NCBI's taxonomy places the organism in Eukaryota, Metazoa, Chordata, Mammalia, Lagomorpha, Leporidae.